This is a messenger RNA of Cimex lectularius (bed bug), 2135 nucleotides long. Its product is annotated as zinc finger protein 91. Gene Ontology annotation, biological process: regulation of transcription by RNA polymerase II. The transcript has a single exon. NCBI's taxonomy places the organism in Eukaryota, Metazoa, Arthropoda, Insecta, Hemiptera, Cimicidae. The record is from RefSeq and is a predicted model, not a curated record. The coding region runs from base 157 to 1491 and encodes 444 amino acids. Gene Ontology annotation, molecular function: DNA-binding transcription factor activity; RNA polymerase II cis-regulatory region sequence-specific DNA binding.
AGGGCUCGGAACGGCGAUUCAGUCUAAAGGUAUCUUCCGUCGGGCCAGUACAGACAGGAUGAUCAUAUUCUAACAACGUUGACAUGUGAUUCCCUCAAAGGGGUCCGGGAUUUUUUUUUAUUUUUUUUCUUUUCGCCGAGAGUUGGUUUUGACGCGAUGAUGGAGAACGUGAACAGUUGCACGGACUGCGGUUUAGUGUUCGACUCUUCGAAAUCGCUUGACGUCCACCUGAGUUACCACAAGGAGACACUGAUGUCGAAAUGGGGCUCGGCGUCCGGAUCGGCGGAGGACAACAACAACGUGAAGAAGGCGAGGCCGGCGGCAGCCGACUCGAGCGACUUCCACUUCCAGGAGUUCCAGGAGAGCUGCGGGUUCCAGAGGCUGCCGAGGACCCAGUACAGGUACCACCCGUACGGCUACGACCGGCAGGUCACGUCUAGUCAGGUCCAGUGCGACAAGUGCGGCAUGUCGAUGGACCAGAGCCUCCUCCAUGACCACCAUGCCCAGGUGCACCCCGUGUGGGAAGAGCCGCAGGCGGAGAUCCUCGACCUGGACUCGCACAAGGUCCACGUCUACCAGCCUCCCGAGGAGAUGCCGUGGAAGUUCUUCAAGGAGGAGAACGGGAACAGUUCGCCGGACCCCCUGGGGGCGGUGAGCUCGAGCGAGGUGUACCUCGAGGCCCCGGCCCCGCUUCCCCUGCCGAAAGCCGCCUGGAAGAGUAACGAGGCGAGGAGGCCUAAGACGUACAACUGUUCCGCGUGUAACAAGUGGUUCACGUCCUCCGGCCAUCUGAAAAGACAUUACAACACGACCCUCCACAAAAACGCGGUGAAACAAAGCGGAGGCGUGGACCCGGCGUCGCUCCCCGUGUCGACCCACCACCACCCUCCGGUGGACGAGUACCAGCCGCCCCCGCAACCCCCUCAGCCACCGCAGCCGCAGAUGCACCCCCAACAGGAAUUCUACUACGGGUAUCACCCAAAUGGUAAUCCCCCCCACGGCGAACAUCUCCCGAGCUUCUCGUCGUUGACAGGCGUCGACUACGAAACCGUGGGGGGGGCAGUGUACCGCCAGGAGAAAGAAGUCAGCGUGGUCAGCUCGACGGAAGGCGUCCCGUCCCAGGUCGUCCACAAGUGCGUCGACUGCGACAAGACGUUCAACAAGGCCUGCUACCUGACACAGCACAACAAGAGCUUCCACUCGGGGGACAAACCGUACAAGUGUUCAAGGUGCGGGAAGAGGUUCACACAGGAGUACCUGCACCUCGAACAUUUGUCCAAGCACGCGGGAGAAAAGCCGCACAAGUGCGAAAUAUGUCCCAAGCAGUUCAACCACAAGACGGACCUGAGGAGGCACAUGUGCCUCCACUCGGGCGACAAGCCCUACGCGUGCAACUUCUGCGGAAAGGGGUUCAUUCGCAAGGAUCACAUGCUCAAGCACGCUGAGACACACAAAAAGAAGCAAAUGUUCAAAAACGAGUACCGUUUGUGAUCCGGGCCCACCGGCCGGCUCCCCCGAGACGAUAAUCAAACCCUGAUCGACCCUUUUUAAAUAUAAUAAUAAAUAAAUAAUAAUAUUAAUUGUAAAAAAUAAUAAUAAUGCAAAUUCGUUCGUUAAGUUGGCCACAUAUCCCAAUAGAUCUGUGAUACAAUCCCCACCUACCUCAGCAAAGACUGAUUAAUAAUCGACAAUUGUUUGGUUCCUUAAUCUUUUGUUUAGUUUUUUUAAUUAUUUGAUUAAUUAAUUACGAAUUUUCUUUAUUAUUAAAAAAAAUUGGUGUUUUGUUCCUUGAAAUCUUUUCUAGAAAAAAAUUACAUUUAUAAGUUUUAUUGUACAUAAAUAUAUAUAUUAUAUAUAAAUAUAAAUAUUAUCGAAUAAAAUAUUUGAAUUGAUUAAAGCAAAAAUUAAAGAAAAAAAUCAACAUGGUCUCGAUUUAAAAUUUAAACAAAUACUCGGAGUACCUUUGUAAUUUGUAGUUGUUUUGUUAAUAAAAUGAAAAGGGAGAGAAGAAGGAAGAAUUGUAUAGUUGGAAGUUUUAAGGUAUAUACAAUGGAAGAAAAUUGACAUGGAAAAAAGCCAAAUGUAUAAAAAAAAUAAAAAAUUUAAAAUAAAAAUUUACCUCGUGUUUCAGCAAA